AUGGUUUUUAAAUGGCUUUGGAGAUAUUUGACGGGGGGUGAAGCUCUUUGGGCUAGGGUGGUUAAAUCCAUUUAUGGUGAGGUGAGCUGGGGGAUUGAGGGAGAAUGCAGGUUGGAGAAUAGGGGUGGGGGAAAGGGAUGGUGGGCGAGAUUAAUUGCGAAGAGUGGGGAGAAGGACGAGAAAUGGUUCUCUAGUAACAUUUCUCGGCGGGUGGGUGAUGGGAUGAGGAUUAGCUUCUGGGACGAGGUGUGGGUUGGGUGUAAACCUCUGAAAUUCGUCUUCCCUAGAUUAUUCAAUCUAUGUGGUAACAAAAGAGGAUGUGUGGGAGAGAUGGGAUUUUGGGAGAACGGGAACUGGAUUUGGGAGAUCGGAUGGAGAAGGGAGCUGAGAGAUAGGGAAAGAGGGAUGUGGGAGGAGCUGAGGACUUUUUUCUCUCAUAUUACUCCUUGUGCAGGGAAGGAAGACGACUGGCAGUGGAAACCCGGCAAAGACGCAGCUUUUUCAACAAAGACGGGUUAUGAUACCAUUGCGGCUUCUAAAAACGGGCAGCUGACGAAACGGGUAGCGACGCAGCUCAAGUUUGGAAGGCUAAGACUCCCCAUAAGGAGAAAUGUUGCAAUUGGUCCCGAAGAGAGAUGGUGUAACUCAUGUGUGAUGCAAGAAGAAACGGCGGAACAUAUCUUUUUGAAUUGCCCCAAAGUUGAGAUGGUCUGGGAUGGAAUUUUUCAAUGGCUGGACAUUAAAACAGCAAAGCCUAAAGGUAUUACUCAACACUUUAAAUCCUUUGUCUUUGGCGCUAGAAGGAAGAAAGGGAGAAAACUACUUCUUGCUCUUUGGGUUGGGAUUGUGUGGCUGAUUUGGAAAUAUAGAAACGAGAGCAGGUUUGAGGGUAGGGUCUGA
Molecule: messenger RNA, 900 nt
Organism: Salvia miltiorrhiza (redroot sage)
Lineage: Eukaryota; Viridiplantae; Streptophyta; Magnoliopsida; Lamiales; Lamiaceae
Exons: 2
Coding region: 1-900 (299 amino acids)
Source: RefSeq, a predicted model, not a curated record